AUUUGAAACGAAAAUACUGUUUGUCAGUAAUGAAUGACAUUAUAGAGAGAUAAACAAUAUAUGCAUAUUCAAAAAAUUCUUUUUUGACGAAAAGUAGGCAAAAACAUCAAAUUAUCUCCCCUAGCACACAAAACCAUGAAAAAUAAAAUAUCCAUGUGACCAAGCAGACCACGUAUACUCAUGAAAAGUAGUUGACCUGUUAAAAAUGUACAAUUGCGUCUGUCUGUAUCUGUCCCAACAUAGAUUUAUAUAUUUAGUGAUCGUAUUCAUUGUUGCUUUUCAUGUUUUCUUUGCUUUUUAUGUUUUACACACCAUAACAUUCAUGUGCCAUAUUUUAAUCCCAAUUUUUUGGUAAUUUUUGUUCUAUAAAAUAAAGACUGACACCUUCUCCAAUGGAUAUCACUGUUACAAUGCAUGUCAUUUUCUUGGUUCAUAAAUAUUAAAAUGCCUCAGAAGGCCUAUAAAUGUUUCCCUUAUUUAGAUUUAGAAUAAAAAAGAAGAAAAAGUAUUCUUUCGGUACAUAUAGUCAUUUAGAUGAAUUAAAGUAAAAAUACUGUAGGUCAGAUACCGUCUUGACCUUGAUGUUCAUAGAUAGAAAUAAACUAUCAUUCCAACAUCGUCACACGAGGAGCCGCCAUGGCUCAGUGAGUUAAUAGCAUGAAUUUAAUAGAAAGUGUGUGUGUGGGGGGGGGGGAAAUGGCUGAAUGGUUAGCACAUGCGCGCUGUAUCAUACGGUCUGUCAUUGAGUAAAAUGGCAAGGUUUCAAUUCCCCGGUUGUACCUGACAAGGAGUAAGGUCACCUGUCCAACCUCGUGGGUUUUCUCCGGGUCCUCCGGUUUCCUCCCACUGCUAAAGACCCCUACGUGCAAGCGAAUAUAUAAAAUUGAACCAUAUGUUAGUCCCGAAAUGACCUAGUUUGUGUCGAGUGGACGUUAAACCCCAUUUCUCUCUCUAUAUAUCUACACACUCCACCUCUGUUAUUAGGACUGACAGAUCUGUGACAUGACUGAAUUCCACGUUACUCGAUUAUAAUUCUGUCAAUUCGUGACGUUCCGGACUGACAAUUAAGCAACCCCUAUGUGUAGUUUUGUCUUGAUUAUUGUACAGACUACACAUGACCUGAACAUGCCUUAUAUUUGAAUCAUUUUUAGUAAAGAGUAUACUGGCAUGUUGCUCCACUAACAAGGUUAUCACACACCAUAUUGUUUGAUACCAUAGCAUGAUAUCCAAUCUCAUCACUACUCAUCUUUCCCUAGAGUUAUCUACCCUUUUACAUCCUCCUAUUCCUAGAGACACAAAAUUGCUAAGAUACUUCUAGUUUCCUGAAUAAACCAAGCUACAUAAAUAUUUCUUUUUUAAUUUUGCAUCGACUUAACUGGAAUUUGAAAAAGUAAAAAUAACAUCCAAAGUAGCACUUGACAACAAUUUCUAUUGUUUUGGAAGCUAGAAAGGACGCAGUAACCAAAAUGGUCGCUAAGGUAUGGUUUAUGGAGACGAAAACCUCUCAAGGACGGAUAACUCUGUCACAUUUACCAAGACCUCUCUGGCCCUGGAUGGCAUCUAGGGAAGGGUAACUCUGUCUCCCUCAUCAAAGACCUCUCUGGCCCUAGAUGGCAUGUAAGGGUGUAUAACUCUGUCUCCAUCAUCAAGACCUCUAUCGCCCUGGGUGAUAUCUAAGGACAGAUAACUUUCUCCCUCUCAUCUACACUAUCCGGUUGAAUUAUUUUAUUUCUCAAAUUAUUGAAACCAAAAAAUAAUAUAAAAUAUUGAAUGCUUCCAAUUGCCAACAUGUGCCAUUUUGUCUUGUUAUCUUGUCUGCAGGCCAAAUGGGCCAUGGUCAAUUUCGACCUUGCAUCCCAAAAUUCGUCAUCGGAUGAAACUCUGGAAGAUUGGCAGGAUGGUCUGACUAGCAUUUCCACUCAACGCUCUAAAAGUAGCCUCCUAUCCAAGCCCACCUUGCAUGAACAACUCUGGGAAGGCAUUCAAAGAAAGUCACAUGACUUCCUGCGGGGCACGGGAACCUUGUUAAAUAGAAGUUUCUCGAAAGAAGAACAGCUGAUGUCAUCACAGGGUAAGAAAACCAUGAAUCAGUAUUCACAACAAACCUUGAAGAAAUCAGUGGAUAUGAAAUCAAAAUUAGAGGAAGCAAUCCUCGGAACUGGUAAUGCCAGAACUGAAAUGAUGCUACGCAGACGGCAAAACUCCAUCAGCUCAGUUUCAGGUGAUCGAACCCCACCUUUGAUAGGUAAUGAUGGUGGGGGUGGAGGUAGAUUGAGAUGGAGGAAAGAUCAAGUACAGUGGAGACAUUCUAUGGAAAUACACGAUGGUCCGACGAAGCCAAGAGAUAUGGAGAUUGUUUGCCAUGUUGAAGGAAGUUUAGCAGCUGAAGUUAGCAUGAUAUCAUUAGAUCUUCUAGAAUUAGUCAUGCAGAUUGCUCAAACAUCAGAUUUAAUGCAGCCGUUAUUAAGCAGUGCGUUACGCGUGUUGUUACACAUGUUCGCCUUGAAUCAGAGUUCGUUGGUUCUACAGAAUAUGUUCGCUACACAGAGAGCUUUAGUCACGCGGUUUUUGGAUUUAUUAUUUGAAGAAGAAACGGAACAAUGUGCCGAUCUGUGUCUGCGUCUGUUACGUCACUGUAGUUCUUGUAUUGGUAAUACCCGAUCACAAGCCAGCGCUUCACUUUAUCUACUCAUGAGACAAAACUUUGAACUGGGAAACAAUUUUGCACGAGUCAAGAUGCAGGUCACCAUGUCUUUAAGUUCAUUGGUUGGUCAGAAUCAUAAUUUUAACGAAGAAUAUUUACGUAAAUCGUUGAAAACUAUUUUAACGUAUGCCGAGGCUGAUGUUGAAUUACAAGAAACAACUUUCCCUGAACAGGUGAGAGAUCUGGUGUUUAACCUGCACAUGAUUUUAUCGGACACGGUGAAGAUGAAGGAAUUCCAGGAAGAUCCGGAGAUGUUAUUGGAUCUGAUGUAUCGUAUCGCUAAAGGUUAUCAGACGUCACCCGAUCUCAGGUUGACAUGGUUACAAAAUAUGGCCGGUAAACAUAGUGAGAAAGGGAACAAUGCCGAGGCGGCACAAUGUUUAGUACAUGCUGCAGGUCUCGUGGCUGAGUAUUUGAAUAUGUUGGAAGAUAGACCCUACCUUCCUAUUGGUUGCGUCACUUUUCAGAAAAUAACCCCAAAUGUAUUAGAAGAGAGUGCUGUGUCAGAUGAUGUUGUAUCGCCUGAUGAAGAGGGGAUUUGUACAGGGAAAUAUUUCACAGAAAAUGGCCUUGUUGGUUUAUUAGAACAAGCUGCAAGUUCCUUUACCAUGGGUGGAAUGUUUGAACUGGUCAAUGAAGUAUAUAAGAUAUUAAUACCAAUACAUGAAGCUAACAGAGAUUAUAAAAAGUUGGCACAUAUUCACCAGAAAUUACAGGAAGCUUUCAGUAACAUCACAAGACAGAAAGGAAAGCGUAUGUUUGGUACGUAUUUCCGUGUAGGUUUUUAUGGAUCUAAGUUUGGUGAUUUAGAUGGUGAAGAAUAUAUAUAUAAAGAACCUGCUAUAACCAAACUAGCAGAAAUAUCACACAGAUUACAGGGUUUCUAUGGUGAUAGAUUUGGUGAAGACGUAAUACAAGUAUUAAAAGAUUCUAAUGUAGUGGAGAAAGAAAAACUCGAUCCAGAAAAGGCAUAUAUACAGAUAACGUAUGUUGAACCGUAUUUUGAUUCAUAUGAAUACCGAGAUAGAAUUACAUAUUUUGAGAAGAAUUACAAACUGAAGAGAUUUAUGUACGCUACACCGUUUACGUUAGAUGGACGAGCUCAUGGUGAAUUACACGAACAAUAUAAACGUAAAACAAUAUUAACAACAAUCCAUUUCUUCCCGUAUGUUAAAACCAGAUUAUCAGUAAUAGAACGACAACAGAUAAUAUUAUCACCAAUAGAAGUCGCUAUCGAGGAUGUACAGAAAAAGACGAAAGAAUUAAGUACAGCUCUACAUCAAGAACCACCGGAUACUAAAAUAUUACAGAUGGUUUUACAGGGCUGUAUUGGUACCACGGUUAAUCAGGGACCAUUAGAGGUUGCUAUGGUAUUUUUAAGCGGUGUUGCGGAAGGUAAACAGGUGCCAAGUAAACAUCAUAAUAAAUUACGUCUCUGUUUUAAAGAUUUCAUGAAAAAGACCAGUGACGCUCUACAUAAAAACAAACAACUAAUCACAUCGGAACAGAAGGAAUAUCAGAGAGAAUUGGAGAGAAAUUACCGAACUUUCCAUGAUAGAAUCCAACCCAUGAUAUCACCUACAGCUCAUCUUAAAAAAUCUAAACAUCAUAAAAGUAAAGAAGCUCGAGCUAAACGUCAAACUUCACCACCUGCUGCUGCUGCCUCCGCACAACAAUAAUUUAUAAAUAACAGCUAGACCACCUGGAUUUGUUUCAUAUCAUGUAUGGGAGUUUCCUUCCACUUGUAAAUAUCUAUCCCUGUGCUCAAAUUGUACCAUAUUAGUCCCGUCGAUAUAAACUUCAUAUAUUCACUUAUUUGUGGGAUGACGAUCUGUUACAGGUGGGAUGACGAUCUGUGUUACAGGUGGGAUGACGAUCUGUGUUACGGGUGGGAUGACGAUCUGUGUUACAGGUGGGGUGACAAUCUGUGUUGCAGGUGGGAUGACGAUCUGUGUUACAGGUGGGAUGACGAUCUGUGUAACAGGUGGGAUGACGAUCUGUGUAACAGGUGGGAUGAUGAUCUGUGUUACAGGUGGGAUGACGAUCUGUGUAACAGGUGGGAUGACGAUCUGUGUAACAGGUGGGAUGACGAUCUGUGUUACAAGUGGGAUGACCAAUGACGAUCUGUGUUAUUUGAAAACCUCCCAUCUAUAAAUCAGUGUUAAAAUAUAACAGAUUUAGUGUUCCACCGUCGAAACAGAAUACCAAAUAUAUGUUCAACCCAAUCAAUAAUUGAAAAAUAUGAUCAUCCCAAUUCAAUACUUUAAUUAGCUGCAUAAUAAAUGUGAAUAACAUGUUUAAGAUAUAACAGAUCCCAUGUUUAAAUCUACAGAGUGCUUGCUACAUCACUUCAAUCAGAGGUUAUCUGUAUGAAGAUAAUUAUAUUCACGAAUCUCUGGGCCAUAUAUCCAUGUCAUACAUAAUUUUACUUCAAUUUCUACAGAAUAUCAUCCUUAUCUAGUCCAACAGAUUUCAUCAUUAUAGUAUUUAUUACAUGUUUUAUUAUCAUAAAGUUACUUCCGUCAUGUUGUAUGGUUAGCUAGUCAUAUUUCAUCAUUCAUUAAAUUGGUUUUAUUCAAAUAUUAUAUUAUUUACAGGAAAUGUCCAUUUUUAAAUCCCUCUACAGACAGUUUAUAUACCUACUAGAUGUCACUGCCAAUGUUCCUUCUAAAUUUGGUAGUCAGUGUGCGUAAAAAUCUUAUGAUAUUUAAAUUUUAAUCGUAUAGCAAGAUAUUUUUACAAGUGUAAUUGAAAUUGCUAAUCACUGCCAAUGUUCCUUCUGAGUUUAGUAGUCAGAGUGCGUAAAAAUCUUAUGAUAUUCAAAUUUUAAUCGGGUGACAAGAUAUUUGUAAUUGGAAUUGUUUCAAGAUAAUUCUGACACGACCUGUAAUUCAUGCCUAAUACAACUGGAUUGAAAAAUAUAAACAGAUCAUGCUGUGAACAGGUGGUGUCUGAAAACCAGAAUCUGUGCUCUCGUUGUAAAAUGUUUGCGUGCACAAGCCCACGCACAAUUUAGAGGGAACAAUGCUGACUGUCUAUGAAAUACAUAAACCUACUCAUACAGGAUAAUAAUAUGUCCAUUUAUAUUGUGCCAAAUCCACUAAAGUACAGUCGCAAAUUCUCAACACUUGCAUCGAAACAAUUGACCUGCGAAGUGAUCUCAACACUCUUACCAAUCCUCGCAAGAUAGAGUAAGACUCGUCAUGAUUCAACAUUUAAUUUAACCGUAGUGUUGUUCCAUCCACCCAUCCAGUUUAGCAGGUUGUUUGUUUGGAAGUAGGGGGGGUUGGAUGGCCGAAUGGUUAGCAUGUGGGUGCUGUAUCAUAAGGUCUGUCAUUGAGUCAGCUGGCGUGGUUUCGAAUCCCCAGUUGGGUUUUCUCCGGGUCCUCCGUUUUCCUCCCACUGCUAAAGACCCCUGCGCGCAAGCGAAUUAGAGAAAUAAAAAAAAGAACCAUAUGUUAGUCCCGAAAUGAUCUAGUUUGUAUCUAGUGGAAGUUAACCCCAUUUCUCUCUCUCUGUGUUUGGAAGUAAGUGUUGAAAUUUUGCAAUUGUCACUAAAGUGCUCACGGCACGUACCGUGCGUAAACUGCCUCAUCAUUUUAAUUAUGUUAUUUUGUGUUAUAUACAAGAUUAUCUCAUGUCCUUAAUGUUAGUAUCCAGUUAUGUCUGGUUUAAAUGUCGUCAUCGCAAGCGAGGCAUUAAGUAAUAUAUUGACAUUAAUCGAGUAUUGUUUCAAUGUAUUACACAAAUGUCUUGCUUGCGACUAGUCAAGUAUUUCUCUGUAUUCAUCAUAUGAUCACUGUCUUUUUAUUAUUAAAAUACAGGUUUGACGUCAUCCUUUGAUGUUGAUCUAACAUUAUUUUAUAUUAGAUGAAAUAUUGGACUCGUGUGACGAUUUCAUUGAAAUGCAUGUGUGGAAUAGUGUCUGUAUUUUAAGUUUUUUAAUGGUCUCAAUCAAGACAUUGCGUAAUAUAUUGAAACAACAGCUCGGCUAACGUCCUCAUGCAGUAUUCAUAUAUUACUUAAUGUCUCGCUUUCGACCAUUAAACCAUAGGUACUGUAAGAUUGGGCCAUGUGUCUGAAAUAAUGGUACGUCAAUAGUAGCGUGUAACAUCUGUGUUUUAAAUGCCAAAUAAUAUACAGUAAAUGUUAAUCUAGUUCCAUACAUAUAUGUAUGUCAGUUUAAAACUCAGUAAAGGUUUAUCAAUACCAAAUAAUAUACAGUAAAUAUUAAACUAGUUUCAUAAACAGGUUAUGAAUCUAUAUAUCUAUGUCAGUUUAAAGUAGCUAAGUCUCUAUAACUGAAUAUCAUCCAAAGUCUUACACAUUGAAAACACGAAUUAUUUGUCAAUUCAAAUCAACAUUGAUGUUGUUAUCUGACCGGGAAAAGGCAGGCUUCUGAUAUCCAAUAUUUAAGACAAAAUAAACAUUUUACCAUUGGUACACGAAUCGUGUAUCAUAGUGCAUUUUAGCGUCACUUGUAACAAGUGACCAGAAAGAACGAGGCUAGACAUAUUCAAAAACUCAUGUCAAACGGUGAUACCAUUCUUAUCUGGUAUAACCAGACACUAGAAAUUGGCAUUUGGUUAAGACUCUUGCCGUAUUUCGCAGGACAUAACUGAUUUAAUAUUUAGUCAAAAACAGAAACAAUUGAAUGUAAAUCAGUUUAUAUACAAUCAGAUUACAUUAUUUUAUGUGUUGCAACCCAUUUCGGUCAAUUUCUAGGUGCCAAAUGUUAGCGAUUUAGCUCCUUUAAGACUCAGUAAGGCUUUAUCAAUGUUAAAUUGUUUUCUGCCAGCAGAAGCUCAAAUGUCAGUUUAUUGCGUACUGAUCAGAGUACUGAUCGGACCGGAUGGAAUGAAAUUAUAAUUCUAGUGUCACCGAAUCUGGUCACAGUUCUGUCAAACAUUCAGUGUGAUGUGAGCAGAAUCUUGAUGUUAUCAAUUGUUUCUAGUUUCAUUCAGUUGAUGUGUGUGCCUUAUUG
This is a messenger RNA of Patella vulgata (common limpet), 7688 nucleotides long. RefSeq names its product dedicator of cytokinesis protein 7. Lineage: Eukaryota; Metazoa; Mollusca; Gastropoda; Patellidae. The coding region runs from base 1771 to 4383 and encodes 870 amino acids. Gene Ontology annotation, biological process: positive regulation of GTPase activity; small GTPase-mediated signal transduction. Gene Ontology annotation, molecular function: guanyl-nucleotide exchange factor activity. The transcript has 19 exons. The record is from RefSeq and is a predicted model, not a curated record.